UUUUUUUUUCAUUUAACAAACAAUAAAUCAAGUUAUUCUAUACCUUUUAUUUUUUUUUCUUGUGAUUUACUUUGAGUUUUCUUCCUUUAAAGAGGAGAUAAUAUAUACAAAGUAUGGAUAGUAAAAUAGAACAAUCGUCUAUACAGGAUGCAGAAACAAUACCAUCCACUUCACAGACACAGUUUGAAGCGUAUGCCCCAGUGGAUCCUCCUAACUUGUGGAAACAAUUCAAGUCACAAGUAGCAACUAAAGAAGGAUGGUGGGGUGACUUUGAUUGGAAAUCAAUGUGUCUUCCAACUAUUCUCCAAAAACAAAAAACAAAGGCUCCAUUCUGGGGUUUGAAUAGUCGAUUACCUUUAGGCUUAGCCCUUAUUAUGGGCUUUCAGCAUUCACUUGCAAUGGUCAGUGGUGUUGUAACACCUAUUCUUAUUAUGACUGGUUCUGGAUCCACAUCAUUAAAUUUAGAAAUGGCUGAUCAACAAUAUCUUUUAUCUGCUGCUUUAAUUACUUCAGCUCUUUUAUCACUUAUUCAAAUUACUCGUUUUAAGAUUUGGAGGACAGGUUACUAUCUGGGUACUGGUCUACUCAGUGUAGUCGGUCCAAAUUUCGCUAGUAUUCCUGCUUCUGCUGCUGUUAUUAAAAAUAUGUAUUCAACCGGCUAUUGUCCAACCAAUGUAUUAUCGGAUGGCACUAUUCAAUAUUUACCUUGUCCUCGUGCUUGGGGUGCUAUUCUUGGAACAGCUAUGGUAUGCUCUUUCUUUGAAAUUGGUAUGAGUUUUUUGCCUCCUAAAACGAUUCGUCGACUUUUCCCACCUAUUGUUUCUGGUACAACCAUUUUAUUGAUUGGUUGUUCUGUUAUUAGUACUGCGCUUAAGGAUUGGGCUGGUGGAUCAGGUGGUUGUGUCUCUAGACCAGCUACUGGUUACUAUUCUAUGUGUCCUAAUAUUGAUGCACCUCAUCCUCUUCCCUGGGGGAGUCCACAAUUUUUAGGACUUGGUUUCCUUGUGUUUGUUACUAUUAUAUUGAUUGAAAAUUUCGGCUCAGCAUUCAUGAAAAGUUCACAGAUUGUCAUUGGUUUGAUAGUAGGCUUGAUUGUAGCAGCAGCUUGUGGAUAUGUUGAUCAUAGUACGAUUGCUUCAGCACCAGCUAUCACAUUUCUUUGGGUUAAAACUUUCCCUAUCACAGUGUAUGGACCAGCAGUGAUACCAUUCUUGAUUGUAUUUUUAGAUAAUAUGUUAGAGAGUAUUGGUGAUAUUACUGCAUCCUGUGAUGUCUCCGGUGUUGAAGUUGAGGGUGAACCAUUUCAACGUCGAAUUCAAGGUGGUUUACUCGCUGAUGGUGUUAAUUCAUUUUUGGCUGCCUGUAUGACGAUUUCACCUUUAGUUACCUUUGCUCAAAACAAUGGUGUUAUUGCCAUGACACGUUGUGCAAAUCGUAUUGCCGGUUAUUGCUGUUGCUUCUUUAUUUUAAUUUACGGCGUCUUUGGUAAGAUUUCUUCUGUCUUUUUGGCUAUCCCUUCGCCUGUUUUGGGUGGUAUGAAUGCCUUCCUUUUCGCAUCAGUCACUGUCUCUGGUAUUCGUAUUCUAGCGUAUCUUGAAUGGACAAGACGUGAACGUUUCAUCGUGACAUGUUCUUUAGCACUUGGCAUGGGUGUUACUUUGGUCCCCUCUUGGUUUACGCAUGUCUUUAGCUACUCUGGUGAUAAUGCAGCCCUAAAAGGCCUUUUAAGUGCCGUUGAAACCAUUGUAGAUACAGGUUAUUGUAUUGGUUCUCUUAUGGCUAUCUUUUUAAACUUAGUUAUUCCUGCUGAAUGGGGACCUGAGACUGUAAAGGAAUUGGAAGAAAAGAAAAAACGCGAGCGUGAGGCAAUCCGUGAUGGUUUUAUUAAUAACUCAAUUAAUGAAGAGCAUGAUCUUGAUGAAUUGAGUACUAGUAGAACUAUUAAUCCUUAACUCUUUGUAAUAUACUGAAGUGUUAAUUAUUAUUAUUACUAUUAUUAUUAU
Cokeromyces recurvatus is the source of this 2003-nucleotide messenger RNA. RefSeq names its product permease family-domain-containing protein. Gene Ontology annotation, molecular function: xanthine transmembrane transporter activity. Gene Ontology annotation, cellular component: membrane; fungal-type vacuole. The record is from RefSeq and is a predicted model, not a curated record. The transcript has 5 exons. NCBI's taxonomy places the organism in Eukaryota, Fungi, Mucoromycota, Mucoromycetes, Mucorales, Mucoraceae. The coding region runs from base 114 to 1952 and encodes 612 amino acids. Gene Ontology annotation, biological process: transmembrane transport; xanthine transport.